This is a messenger RNA of Scaptodrosophila lebanonensis, 3328 nucleotides long. RefSeq lists its product as uncharacterized. Gene Ontology annotation, molecular function: RNA polymerase II cis-regulatory region sequence-specific DNA binding; protein dimerization activity; DNA-binding transcription factor activity, RNA polymerase II-specific. The transcript has 9 exons. The coding region runs from base 475 to 3258 and encodes 927 amino acids. Gene Ontology annotation, biological process: regulation of transcription by RNA polymerase II. The record is from RefSeq and is a predicted model, not a curated record. NCBI's taxonomy places the organism in Eukaryota, Metazoa, Arthropoda, Insecta, Diptera, Drosophilidae.
GCCGCAAGCGCUAAAAGAGUUGCAUCAGUUCUUUUUUUGCAAUACACAAAUAAAUGAUAUUUAAAUGAAAAAUCAAAUAAACAAACAUUUUCUGCAAAGUGCAUAAAUCUAGCUGUUUCGCUGAAAAACAACCAAACGUUUAAAAAGGAAAUAAAAUUACAAACAAGCAGCCCGAAACUAACUGUGUGCUUAUUGCAACAGCAACCACUCUGCCCACGCAUCAGCAACAGCUACAAGAACAAGAACAACAACAACAACCAGCCAAGAACAAGCCAAGCAGCAGACAUCGCGCAACGCAGUCGACUUGAAAACAACAGCAACAUCAACAUUAAAACGAAAACUGUGCUCCUCUCUGUGUCUUUGUUAUUGUGUGUGUGUGCGUGUGUGUGUGUUCGACUGCGUGGUGCGCGCGUGUGUGUGUGUGUGUGUGCGUGAGUGUGAGUGUGUAGGCGGCUGUGUAUUGACGCGGCGGCUAUGUCAGCGAGUGACAACAUAAGUACGCUCAUAAAAGCUGCUGACUAUAUUGAGCGGCAUGCGAAAAAACUAUCGGCGCUAGAGAAUAGCGUUGGCGUCGGCAUCGACAUCGCAAGCAUUGGAGGACUUAGCGGUAGCGUUGCAGCGCAACAACAAUUGCAUUUCAUCAAUGGCAACAACAAUAAUAACAGCGGCAGCGGCAGCAGCAGCUACAAUAAGAGCGGCAUUGCCAACAACAACAACAGCACGAGCCAGCAUAACAGAAAUAAUACCGCAACAGCAGUAGCAAUAACAACACCCGCCACCAUCGUCGUAAAUGGUCAUAACGGCUUAACUAACGGCAUUGCAGCAGCAACAACGGUUGCAACGUCAGCGUAUACCAACGGCAUCGUUAACAUUAACGGUGGCGGUGUCGGCGGCGUCAACGUCAACGUCGGUGUACUAAGCAAUGGUCAUAGCAGUCCACAUAAUGGCAGUCAAUUAGUUGUUGCUCAUGAUUAUGAAUUCGGCAGUAGCAGCAGCAAUAACAACUACAACAACAACAACAGCAAUGGCCAAUUGGUUGGCAUUGUGGAGGCGUCGCGGAGCAGCGAAGGCCGCAGUAUCUCUGAGGAUGAAAAUUCCUCCUCCAACUCCUCUACCCUACUACAACAACGACAACAGCAGCUACUUAUGUCACCAAUAACAACAGUAGCACCAUGCAGAGCAACAUUUACAACAACUAAACCACCAGCAACAACCACAACAACAACAACAUCAGCAAAAAUGUUCCGUUUCGACGGCUCCCUCACCAAUAGCAGCCCCACCCUGACCCUAACCCCAAACCCAAACCCAACCCCCAUCCCAACCCAAGCAUCCAGCACCAAUACAACCAAUACGAACACCUCCCCCUCAGCCUUUGUGCUGCUACCAUCGUCUCCGUCAUCAUCGUUGUUGUCGUCGUCGCCGCCAACGUCUUCAUCCCUGAAGCACAAGCAGCGCUUGAACAGCGGCGGCGACUCAGCGGGCACCCACUUGCCGCACAAAUACAUUCUUGUGGCCGAUGCCAAGCCGCAGCCCUCUCAGCUGAACCGAAAUGGUAUAAUUUCGUUGUCCUCCCAAUCGCUGACCGCCUCCAUGGCCAAUUUGGCGACAGCGACGGGACGACACAAUCCGCAAUCGUGCAAGACCUUUAUGACUCUGACACCGCCGCCGGGGCCGACCAGACAAUUAGAACAGCGCUCACGCAUUCGAUCCUUUUCAAUGUCCUCCCAUAAAUUUCCAGCCCAACAGGCGAACAACAGCAUGAUUAUCGAUGACGCCCAAAUGAGUUUUGUGGGCUCGGCAGCGGUCGCAGGUCGCGUCCCCGGACACUCACCGACAUCGCGCAAUGGAAGUCAUUACAUGUCCUUGGUGGGGGCAGCGGCGAGCACCUCGGCCCAAGGUGCAGGAUCUCAGCUGGCCACAGGAACGAUGCAUGUGGCAGGUGGACAUGGCGGACGCAGGCGUACCAUCAGUUCCAACAGCAAUGGCGCGGGCACGCGUGAGGUGCACAACAAGCUGGAGAAGAAUCGACGUGCCCAGCUGAAGGGGUGCUACGAGCUGCUAAAGAAAGAGCUGCCAAUCAAGGAUGAGGAUCGCAAGAAGAUCUCUAAUUUGACAAUACUCGCUGAUGCCUAUAGGUGUGUUAUGGAUUUAAAGAAAGACAGUCGCGAAAAAGAGGCCGAAUUGGAGCGUUUGGCCAAGGAGAAAAUGCAAAAGCAGAAGCGUUUGAAUAGCUUGAAGCGUGACACUGAACAGAGCAUUCCACCAAAUUGUAAAGAUGUUAAUGAAGCUGUUUGCUUGGCAACAACAUCAUCAGUUGCUGCUGCCGCUAUUCCCGCCGCCGCUGCAGCAGCUGGGCGGGGCGCCAUUUUGUUUGAUGGCACCACAUCGCCCGUUUCCGUUUGCGCUGCUGGUCUGCAAACCGCUGUGCCCACGGCCAUGUCACCUGUGAUAAACAAAACUAAUUCUAGCAACAAACAAAGUAACAACAACAACAACAACAGCAACACCUCCGCCGUCGCAGUCGCCGUCAACAAUCUGAGCGGCAGCUAUACACAUACCCACAACAACAACAACAGCAACAACAUCCACAUCACCGCCACCAACAACAACAGCAGCAACAAAAGCAACAACUCGCUUUUGAAUCCCGCCGCAGCGGCCGUCGUCGCAAUGGGCCAAUUGAAGAACAGCUUCAUAGGAACGGCAAUCGUCACAUCACCACCAAAUCCGUCAUCGUCGGCAUCAGCAUCCCACCUUAACCACAGCCCGGCGGGCAGUCCCACCAAUAACAGCAACAACAUUACCAACAACCACAACAACAACAUUUCGGCUAGCAUAUCAUGCCAGUCAACAGCGGCCCAAAUGAUUACCAAUGUCAACACCUUGACGCGUGGCUCGCCAACACCAUCGACGCCAUCUCCAUCGCCGUCAUCGUCGUCCAGCGGUGUCUCCUCGUCGGCCUCGUUCAUAUCAUCCUCAUCGUCGUCUUCGUCGUCCUCAUCAUCGUCCUCUUCAUCUUCAGCCUCGUCGUCGCCACCCAUGCAAACGCAUUUGAUUGGAGGUGCACGUAAUGUUAACGUUAUGGCAAAUGGCCUAAAAUAUCAUGCUACGACAGCCUCAGGGAUUGUUGGUAAUACCAACGGAGGCACCACAAUUGUGGCAGCAACAGCGCAGGGCGCUGCGGCAGCAAAUGGGUUUCGUCAGACGGACAAGGAUCGCAACUAUAAUUUUUUGAUACGCAGCAGCACAACGGCACAGUAAAUGGGAAUAAGAACAACAACUACAACAACAACAACCGAACUGUGUGCAACAGCUCCCACCUUAAUUGAAA